This is a messenger RNA of Baudoinia panamericana UAMH 10762, 1430 nucleotides long. RefSeq lists its product as uncharacterized. Gene Ontology annotation, biological process: secondary metabolite biosynthetic process. The transcript has a single exon. The record is from RefSeq and is a predicted model, not a curated record. Lineage: Eukaryota; Fungi; Ascomycota; Dothideomycetes; Mycosphaerellales; Teratosphaeriaceae. Bases 312 to 1172 code for a protein of 286 amino acids.
UGGACUCAUUGACGUACAGGGUGAUGUUGAUUUCACUUUACCUCGGCUGAUUUAACAAGAGUCGGCACCCUCUCGCUCACGACCGAGCUGAGUAUGCCCAUGACUGCGCGGUACAAAGUAGUAUCGUCAGACAGUACAUGUAUUGAUUCGUAAGUCCCUACGAGCUGUAUAUACUGUCAGUCAUUCGCAGAGUUCUGGGCCCGUUCGUGCAUUCAUGCGAGCUUCCCCACCGCAUGGUCCCUUUCCGCAGUGUACCUGACAGAAGUAUCCUCUUUCCGUGGAUGAGAAGACCAAUACGGAGCACGAGCAAAAUGACUGCUCCGCCAUUACCGCACCUGCCCGAGAUUGAACGCUUGAGUCCCAGGGUUGUCCGGAUACUAGGUGGCAAUCCAAAUAAGUUCACACUGCAAGGCACCAACACCUACCUUAUCGGACAAGGGCGCAAACGGAUCCUCCUCGACACUGGCGAAGGCAAUCGCACAUGGCCCGAGACGCUUCGAAAGGCCCUCACCGAUGAGGACGUGGAGAUCGAGAAGGUCCUACUGACGCAUUGGCAUCCUGACCAUGUCGGCGGCGUAAGUGAUGUCUUGCAGCGUUCUCCGCAGGCCAAGGUCCAUAAGAACCAACCGAGCGAGGAGCAGCAUGAUAUCAGCGACGGUCAACGCUUCAAGACCGAAGGCGCAACGCUACGAGCAUUUCAUUGUCCCGGCCACACGACUGACCAUAUGGCAUUCAUACUCGAAGAUGAAGAUGCCAUGUUCACUGGCGACAAUGUGCUCGGUCACGGCACCGCUGUUUUCGAAGAUCUGCCCGCCUACAUGGACAGUCUAAAUCGGAUGCAACACCAGUUCUCUGGCCGUGCAUAUCCCGGCCAUGGCGCAGUGAUCGAAGAUGGCAAGACUAAGAUCCAGGAAUAUAUUGCGCACCGCAAGGAGCGGGAGGACCAAAUUCUGGGUGUGAUGAAGGACGAACCUCCCAACAGUGGCGGUGAGGCCGGCGAGGGCUGGACGAGCAUGCAGAUCGUGAGGGUGGUCUACAAGGACUACCCAGAGAGCUUGCAUAUGCCGGCUGAGAGGGGUGUAUUGCAGGUACUGAGUAAGUUGGGGGGAGAGAGUAGGGUGAGGAAAUGUGAGGAUGGCAGUUGGGCGGUGGCCGCAAAGAGUGCACUAUAGAUGAUACAGCCGUUGCCCUCCAGCUCAGUCUGCUUCUGUUUGGUGUUGUAGGAUAUCUCAUAAUUUCUGCGCUCGAAGUCACAGGGUAUCAGUCGGAAACACACCCGUGCUGCUGUUUGGGACAUUCGCUGGCGCAGCAUAUCUAAAGGCUAAUUGGGUGGGAAGACCUGCACAUGCACCCUGACGGAUCCCCAUAUACCUGUGACGACAGUGUAGGUUAUUGCAACCCGGACACUUACACCUGUCCAGCUAUCUCAG